Rotaria sp. Silwood1 is the source of this 1842-nucleotide messenger RNA. Lineage: Eukaryota; Metazoa; Rotifera; Eurotatoria; Philodinida; Philodinidae. The record is from the annotation of a GenBank genome assembly.
AUGGUCGAUCCAAAUAAAGAAGAUCAAUAUGCAACAGCUAUAUUAAAUCGUAAUGAACGUCCAAAUCAUUUAAUUAUUGAUAAUGCUAUUAAUGAUGAUAAUAGUGUUGUUAUAUUAUCACAAAAAAAAAUGGAUGAAUUACAAUUAUUUUGUGGUGCUACAGUUUUACUUAAAAGUGAAAAACAUCGAGAAACAGUUUGUGACAUUGACAUUAGUGUUUUAUGUCCAAUUAAUCGUAUUCAAAUGAAUCAUGUUGUACGAAAUAAUUUACGUGCACGUUUAGGUGAUAUUGUUUCAAUUCAAGGUUUAAAAGAUGUUCAACAUGGUAAACAUAUAUCUGUUUUACCUAUUGAUGAUACUGUACAAGGAAUAACAGGCAAUCUAUUGAAAGUUUAUUUAAAAUCAUAUUUUGUUGAUAAUCCUUAUCGACCAGUACGUGAAGGUGAUGUUUUUAUUGUACAUGCAGCUAUGCAUGCUGUAGAAUUUAAAGUAAUUAAAACUGAACCAAGUCCGUAUUGUAUUGUUACAUCACGUACAAUUAUUCAUUGUGAUGGUGAUCCCAUUAAACGUGAAGAAGAAGUAUCUUUAAAUGAAAUUGGUUAUGAUGAUAUUGGUGGUAAAAGUUUAAUUGCACGUGCAGUGGCUAAUGAGAUUGGUGCAUUUUUAUUUUUAAUCAAUGGACUGGAAAUUGUGUCUAAAUCAGCUGGUGAAUCUGAAUCUAAUUUACCUAAAACAUUUGAAGAAGCUAAAAAGAAGGUUCCAGCUAUUAUUUUCAUCGAUAAACUGGAUGUAAUUGCACCAAAGCGUGAAAAAAGACAUGAUGAAAUUGAACAUCGUAUUGUUUUACAAUUAUUAACAUUAAUGGAUGAUCUUCAACAAUGUUCACAUGUAAUUGUUAUGGCGGCAACAAAUCGACCAAAUUCAGUUAAUCCAGCACUUCGUCGUUUUUAUCUAGAAAUUGAUAUUGGUAUUCCUAAUGCUGUUGACCGUGAAGAAAUUCUUCGUAUACAUACAAAAAAUAUGAAAUUAGGUGAUGAUGUUAAUCUUGUACAAAUUGCUAAUGAAACACAUGGUUAUGUUGGUGCAGAUUUAGCAUCAUUAUGUUCAAAAGCUGCUUUACAACAAAUUCGAGAAAAUAUGGAUGUCAUGGAUUUACAACAAGAUACAAUUGAUGUUGAAGUACUCAAUGCAUUAGUUGUCACAAAAAAGAAUUUUCGAUUUGCACUUAAUCAAUCAAAACCAUCAGCUUUAUAUGAAAUAGUUGUUGAAAAAUCAAGAACAACAUGGAAAGAUAUUCAUGGUUUAGAAAAUGUUAAACGUGAAUUAAAAGAACUUAUUGAAUAUAAUUUUGCAAAUCCGAACGAAUUUCUCGAAUUUGAUAAGACGUCGUCAAGUGGUGUUCUCUUUUAUGGACCACCAGGUUGUGGUAAAACAUUAUUAGAAAAAGCUAUGGCCAAUGAAUGUGAUGCUAAUUUUAUUUUGGUUAAAGUUCCAGAAUUAUUAACUAUGUGGUUUGAAGAAUCAGAAGCUAAUGUACAUGAUGUAUUCGAUAAAGCUCGUCAAGCAGCACCAUGUGUAUUAUUUUUUUAUGGAUUAGAUUCUAUUGCUAAAUCUCGUGGUGAUGCAGCUGAUCGUGCUUUUAAUCAAAUUUUAAUUGAAAUGGAUGCUAUGCUUGUAAAAAACAAUGUUUUUAUUAUUGGUGCUACCAAUAGACCAGAUAUUAUUCAUUCAGCUAUACUUCGACCAGGUCGUCUUAAUCAUUUAAUUUAUAUUCAAUUACCUAAUGAUCAAUCUCGUAUGAAUAUAAUUAUGGUGAGCGGGCAACUGAUCACAGGAAAUUGA